Messenger RNA from Schistosoma spindalis, 4086 nucleotides. NCBI's taxonomy places the organism in Eukaryota, Metazoa, Platyhelminthes, Trematoda, Strigeidida, Schistosomatidae. The record is from the annotation of a GenBank genome assembly.
AUGUACUCAUUUGAAGGGAAUUACAAAUCAAAGCGGUCAUUAGUGCUUGAUCAUACCCAAAAGUUGUCAACUCAUGCGCUUGUUCAAAAAACACGUGAAGAACGAAAGUCACGUGAAAAUAUGGUCAAACAAGAACGUGCCGCUACUAAAAUUCAAAAGUGUAUUCGAGAUUAUGUUGCACGAAAUAAAAUGAAACGUUACUUUAUUGAAUUAUUCAAUGAAUUAUCCAAUCAAUUAGAUGAUAUAAUAAAUAAAACUGCUUUCAAUAUGGAGCAUGAAUUUGAACAUAAAUUAUUGAAGUUACUUCAAUGUUUCAAUACAUGCUAUCGUAGUAAAAGUCCGGAACAAAAACAUCUUUUUACUGUUUGUCGUUUAUUAUUGUCCAAACGUGGAAAAGAUGCACAAGUCAACUGGUUAACUAAUGGUUCUAUUGAUCAUAUUUGCACGCUAGGGAAUUCGUUUUUAAUCAGCAUUAAAUAUUUAUCAAAACUUCCAUCAUUAACAACAUCAUCAAACUAUACAUUACCAAUUCGUGUAUUAGAAGAAUUAUUCAAUAUUUUAAUUGGAACAUGUUCAUCUACAAAAAUCUCUUUAUAUUCAAAACAACUAUACUUCAGUAUUGAAUGGAUUUGUCGUCAUUUAUCAAAGCAUCAUUAUUUUAAUCAUUUGGCUUAUUUUAUUGAUCAACAAUUACCAACUACAACUGGUUACCUUAAAGAAUUCACUAUACAAUCAUAUGUAUUUGAUCCUGUGGAAUUUUUCAAAUUACCAAAAACUCGUGCUUUUAUUAAUUUAAUAAUUGCACCGUUGAAAUGUGCUUUUAACCUAUCGGAAAAUGGUAGUCAAUUUUCUAAUCCAACGGUCGAUUUGUAUCGUGAACUUGUUUUUACAGCACUAAAUGAUAUUCUCAUUAACGAUCACAAUACUUAUAUUAUCGGUGAACGUGUCGUACUUAGUGUUGGCAUAGAAAUGUUCAAACUACCUAAUCUACAUCAAAUUGUUAUUAAUGGAUGUUUAACAGCGGUCGAGAAUAAAAAUAGCCAAUUAAACACUGAAGAACGACAACAACCACAUAAUGGAACUAUUUCAUUGAUUCCUUCUAUCAAUUUAUUACACCUUUUUGUGACUGUGGCUAUACCUGGCAUGUUGGUAAAAUGUGAUCCAACCACAACUACAUUAAGUUCAACUGUCCAUACAGCCGAAUCAUCAAUGAUACAAGAUACUGAUGAUGUUGAUGAUGAUAAUCAUGAAGAAGCAGUGACAGAGGAAGAAGGAGGUGACGAAUCAUUGCCAGUUCUGUUAGCUACUGAAUCUUAUACACAUUAUACAUGGUCUGGUUCACCUUUAGAAGCUGCGAUAACGAUACGUUUUGUUGCUUGGAUGCUUAUGAGUUGUUUAACGGAACCUCAUCUGCCUAUUGUUCGUCCAAUUACUAAUCCUAAACCGUUACAACUACGGAUUGGACAAGGAGAAGAAUUAUCAGAUGACGACGAUGACGAUGACGACAACAAGAUUAAUGAUAAUCAUAAUAGAAUGAAGCGAGUGGAAAUCAAUGAUCAGGAAAUGAACAUGUCAGCUGAAUUUACCAGAAAUGCUACCCAGCUGGCAAAAAUAUCUGCGUCACUAAGUCAUAGUUUACCGGCGCUAGUAGCUAGUGCAUUAUCUGCACUGGAAAAUUUCAGUAGUGAUUUGGAUAAUCCAGAUAAAUUGGAAUUGAUUCGGUCUUCAUCAUAUCUACAUUAUUGUCUUUCUCAAGUAUGUGGUCUGUCUAGGACAUCAUUAAUACGUAUUAACUCUAUUUAUUCACAGCAUACAAUCUAUUUACGUUGUUUAUGGAAAUUAAUUGAAAAUACUAAAUGUUCAAAUAAAUCAACAUUAAAUUAUUCAAAUACCAAUAUGUAUACAUUGUUUAAUCUUUUAUGUUCUGGUGAAUUACCUACACAUUUAGUGGAACUUCAAAGUUAUCUUCCACUGAUAUUUACAUUUGCUGAUUGUCUUCAUCAUCGCUUACUAUGUUUAACUGAUUCGGAAAUCUGUGAUAUCUCAUCGGAAGUGAAUUACACCAACUCCAACGAUUAUCGUCAUCAACAACCAAUCAGCAAUAGUGAACCCUCACGAGGAGGUUGUGGUUUUCGUGCUGAUGAAUUAUUACAAGUUGGUGCAAGACUUCGUGAUCUUAUGCUCGGCCUAAUUGAUUUGUCACAUCCUGAUCAAGUGCCGAAACAAACUCGUUGUAAUUUACAAACAGAUACACAUUGUACAGAAUCAAUGGAACAACCAAAUUAUGGUGCAGUACUACGUAGAAUAGAGCAAUGGGUCGAAAUAGCCGAUCUUGGCAGUUCACCUAUUGGUGAUCUAAUGUUGCGAAAUUAUACACAAUGGUCUAUACUGGAUUUUCGUCUUUUACUAUAUUGUUGGUGUAGUUUACUGCGUCGAGUUGAACGAUUAGUAUUUCAAAUCUAUGAUUGGGAUCGCCGCUGCCGACGCCAACAAGAUACUAGUCUGCCUAUCUACCUUUUACAAAAUCCACAGUCCACAACGACAACAGUGACAUGUACAGCUUCUACAAAUUCAUCAUCUACAUUUUCAUCCUCAUCCUCAUCAACUGAUAUUUCACGCGUAACAAAUUCACCACGCCUACCACUUGGCACACCAAGUGUUAGUCAAACAUUUUGGUUAAAAGAUAACUUAUUUGAUUUAUUAAAUACUACAGAAUCACAGUCUUCAUGGUUUGAAAAUCAAGGUUAUCAAAAUACAUUGGCAUUAGCUGGUGCACCGUUUGGUUAUUAUAGUAUUUUGAAUCCAGAUCGAAAUCAAGUGGUACUAGAAUCAUUUUCUUUAUCCAAUCGUCAAAUACGUCAAGUCCUAUUAUUGAAAAAAGUUCCAUUUGUUAUACCGUUUGAAAAACGAGUUAAAUUAUUUAAAGUUCUUAUCAAUGAUGGUAGUACAUAUAAUCGUAAUCCAUUUCGACGAAUAUAUAAUGUAUCUAAUCAACCUAGUGUUUCUCUUGUUGUUCGUCGAACUCAUUUAUAUGAAGAUGGUUUCGAGAAAUUAUCCAAAGAAAAUGCACCCAAUUUACGUCAACGUUUAAAAGUGACCUUUUUAAAUCCAACUGGUUUAGCUGAAGUUGGUAUAGAUGGUGGUGGUUUAUCAAGAGAAUUUCUUACUGAAAUUAUUCGUGCUGGUUUUGAUCCAACUAGAGGAUUUUUUAUUUAUGCAUCAGAUAAAACUUUAUAUCCAAAUCCACAAGCAUCUGCAAUUACAUUGGAUUAUUUAAAGCAUUAUUAUUUCUUGGGAAGAAUUUUAGCAAAGGCAAUUUACGAAGGUGUGCUUGUCGAACUUCAGUUUGCUUAUUUCUUCUUGGCGAAAAUUGUUAGUCGAAGUGGCGGUGGCGGAGUUGGCUUUGAUUAUCUACAUUCACUUGAUCCCCAAUUGUAUAAACAAUUAUUAUUUUUAAAAAAUUACAAAGGGGAUGUACGUGAUUUAUCGUUAGAUUUCACUAUGGUUCAAUCAAUUUUCGGUCAAUCUGAAACAGUCGAACUGAAACCAGGUGGAAAACAUAUACCAGUUACUGAAGAAAAUCGCGUUGAAUAUGUACAUUUAAUUGCAAACUAUAAAUUAAAUAAAAUGAUUUAUCCACAAGUACGAGCCUUUACUGCUGGAUUAAAUGAUGUUAUACCGAUUGAUUGGGUACGUCUUUUUGAUGCAGAAGAAUUACAAACUCUUAUAUCUGGAGCAGAUAUGGUAAUCGAUGUGAAUGAUUUAAAACAGCAUACAUUCUACAUUGGAAACUCAAUAAAUUAUACUGAAACAUUAGAUUGUUUUUGGUCAGUAUUACAUAAUUUUUCUGAAUCAGAUAAACGUUCAUUUUUACGUUUUGUUACUGCAUGUUCACGUCCACCAAUGUUUGGUUUUCGUGAAUUACAACCACCAUUUUCUAUACAAAUUACUGAUGAAAUUGAACGUUUACCAACAGCUAGUACAUGUACAAAUUUAUUAAAAUUACCAAAUUUUCGUAAUAUUAAAUUAUUACGUGAUCGUUUAUUAUAUGCAUUAAAUGCAAAUGCUGGUUUUGAAUAUGGUUAA